Molecule: messenger RNA, 1824 nt
Organism: Amorphotheca resinae ATCC 22711
Lineage: Eukaryota; Fungi; Ascomycota; Leotiomycetes; Helotiales; Amorphothecaceae
Exons: 3
Coding region: 183-1487 (434 amino acids)
Biological process (GO): vacuole organization; endosomal transport
Molecular function (GO): ATP hydrolysis activity; ATP binding
Source: RefSeq, a predicted model, not a curated record
CCCAAGCCGAUCCAAGACCCCCCCACCCCAAGUCCAUUGGAGGAGACAAGCGCUUGAGCAGCAUUUGAGGCAGGCAAACCGUUGAAAUUUCUUGUUUGCAGUACUACUUGAUACCCCGGUCCUUUGCCUUCUUCAUACCUGUCUUUACGACGCCCUCGCACGACAAUCCCCACCCCUCCAAGAUGUCCAACACCGACUUCCUCGGCCGCGCAAUUGACGUGGUCAAGAAAGCCAUCGAAGCCGAUACUGCGGCCGAAUAUGAAAAGGCAUAUCAACUCUACUAUCAGUCCCUGGAGCUCUUCAUGCUGGCGCUGAAAUGGGAGAAGAAUGCCAAGUCCAAGGAGAUGAUAAGAGCCAAGGCUGGCGAAUACAUGGAGCGAGCGGAGAAGUUGAAGACGCAUCUAGCAGAGAUGGAUGGGAAGCGGAAAAAGGCAGGCCUCGUGGGCGCAAAUGGGAGUACGACAGGUGGAGCGGGUAAGGGCAAGGACGGCGACGAGGAUGCGGACCCGGACAGCAAGAAAUUAAGGAAUGCGCUUGCGGGGGCGAUAUUGCAGGAUAAGCCGAAUAUCAAGUGGGAAGAUGUUGCAGGCUUGGAGGGCGCGAAGGAGGCGCUGAAGGAGGCGGUUAUCUUGCCCAUAAAAUUCCCGCAUCUGUUUACUGGGAAGAGACAGCCGUGGAAGGGGAUUUUAUUGUAUGGACCGCCGGGGACAGGAAAGAGUUAUUUGGCGAAGGCCGUUGCAACGGAAGCAAACAGUACGUUCUUCAGUGUGAGCAGUUCGGACUUGGUCAGUAAGUGGAUGGGAGAGAGUGAAAGAUUAGUGAAGCAACUUUUCGCCAUGGCCCGCGAGAACAAACCUUCUAUCAUUUUUAUUGAUGAAGUUGACGCAUUGUGCGGACCUCGAGGAGAAGGUGAAUCCGAAGCCUCGCGCCGUAUCAAGACCGAGAUGCUGGUGCAAAUGGACGGCGUAGGCAAAGACAGUAAGGGUGUGCUGGUUCUCGGUGCAACGAACAUCCCAUGGCAAUUAGACGCUGCCAUCCGUCGACGUUUCCAAAGACGCGUACACAUCUCUCUCCCAGAUCUCCCUGCACGGACGAAGAUGUUCGAGCUGAGUGUAGGCACCACACCGUGUGAACUCACAUCAGCCGAUUAUAGGAAAUUGGGAGAGUUGAGUGAGGGCUACUCAGGAAGCGAUAUCAGCAUCGCUGUUCAAGAUGCGCUCAUGCAACCAGUGCGGAAGAUCCAAACCGCUACGCAUUACAAAAAGGUAAUGGACGGCGACGUCGAAAAGCUAACGCCCUGCUCUCCAGGCGAUAAAGGAGCCAUGGAAAUGACAUGGACCGAAGUCGAUUCCGACAAGCUCCUCGAACCGCCAUUGCAACUACGGGAUUUCAUCAAGGCCGUCAAGGGCGCCCGACCCACCGUCUCGCAGGAAGAUAUCAAGCGGAGUGAGGAGUGGACGAAUGAAUUCGGGAGCGAAGGCGCUUGAUCGGGCACAUGUUUUUUUCUUUUCUUGGGGGGGAAGGCUUUCUUUUUCUCUCCUCGUAGAUGUCAUAUAUCGAAUGAUGAGAUGAGAUGGUAGGAGUAUGGUAGGGCUAGCAUAGCGAAGUUAUGGCGUUUUUGCUUUCUUUUUUAUUAUCGCCCCCCUUUAGCCCAAGGCUUGGUUGGGGGUUUUGGAUUAUCAUCACAAGAGAGGAUAGUCAAAUCAUAUGACAUAAAAAGAUAGGUAGCGAAUGCAGAGAAGGAACCUCGUACAAGAAAAACGACGUUGUGAAUAUAUAUAUCCAUCUACUAGCUCUCUCUCUGCCAACUGCACAUAUAGGUAC